AGUUACGAGCCUGGAAGAACGAGAGCGUGAGGGGAGGGCUGUUAACUCCCUGUGCGCUGGGAGAAUUAGAUCUCCCUUCCCUUCAGCCUUGCUCUGCCUGCAGAGCUCGCACGCGGUGCCCUCCGGGAGAGGCCAGGCUGCUAGAGAAAGCCAAGAAUUUGCAGCAAAAUCAAGAGCAGCCUGCAAUGCUUGCUGGGGCCAACCCCCAGCAUCUCGCCUCAGUUCAGCCCCCAACCAGCCGACAGAGCAGCAGAAUUCCUCCUCCAGUGGGCUCUGCUGCCCUGGGCAAAGAAAUAGAGCCAGCAAGCGAAGGGAUUGAAAGAGUUGUUCUUGGGCAUUUGUCAAACUUUUAUUUCCUGGCUGCGUGCAAAGAAGAGAUCCAACUUCUAUUUUCUACGGAGGCUCUGGGUCCAGUCACCUACCUGAAGGUCUAGAAACCAUGAAGACUGUACUUUAUUUGCUAUGCCUCUUGGGAACUGCAGCUGCAAUCCCGACAAAUGCAAGAUUUUUAUCUGAUCUUUCCAAACCAACCACUGAGACACUGGUAACACCCACCAGUAAGGAAAUCCCUAUUGUAAGGGUUGAAGCUGCAGACAAUGAAAAGGAAGCCACGGGAUCCACAGAGAACCACCACAACCACAAGGCUGAACAGUCUUCAACAUUAAGGUCAGAAGAGGAAACCCAUGAACAGUCAGCAGAAGAAGACAAGACUCAGAGCCCCGAGCUGGGGCUGGAAGAUCAGAACAGCGAUGAUGAUGUGAAUUUAGAGUAUUCACCAACUGAAGGUAGCUUAGAAGACACAAAUGAGCCUCAGAAGAAAAAACUCCCAGAGAAUAUUGAUUUCCUUGCCUCCAAUGUUAGUUCCUUUGUGGAUUCUAACCAACAUGAAAAUAGCACAAAGGGAGAGGAAAAUCAAGAACAGCCAGGAAAUGAUUCACAUCUUCAGUUGAACAAGAAUAGCACACACAGACAAGAGCUAAGAGAAGAAGAGAGCCAAGAGCAGAAUCCAAACAUCACUAAUGGAGAAGAGGAAGAGGAAACAGAGCCAGGGGAAGUUGGCACCCCCACGGAUAACCCAGAUAGGGAGAAAGAAUUUGCCGAGGAGAAUUCUAACAACAAGCAAGAAGACAAUAAGAAAUCUGAUGAUACCUUGGAAGAGUCCAAUCAACCAACUCAAGUAAGCAAGAUGCAGGAGGAUGAGCUUGAGCAAGGUACCCAGGAAAAGAAAGAAGACAACUCUAAUGCAGAAAUAGAUGAGGACAAUGCUGCAAACAGCAAUGAACACAGUCAAGACACUGAAUGGCAGAGCCAAGAAGGAAAAAUAGGCCUUAAGGAUGGAAAUAAAGAGACCGUUUCUGAGGCUCUGCUCUUGGAUCCUACUGAUGAUAGUCAUGUCACACCCAGAAAUCAAGAAACUGAUGCUGAUGGGCUCAGUGAUGGCUCCCAGCACAGCACAAGUGAUGACUAUGUCCCAAACCAGGACUUUAUAGAUGCUGAAAAGGCCCAGUCCAUUUCCUACCAGCUCAGAUAUGAGGAGGAGAGAGGAAAAGCACCUAAGAAUGAGAAUGUAGAUGCCAGUGAGCCUGGAGACCAUCAAGAGGCCAAGCAAGCACAGAGCUCAUCAAAUGAAGAAGAGUCUGCGAGUGAAGGCCACGUGUGGAUGCAUGGUGCUGAUUCCUGUGUGAACUUCCCAUGUAAAAGAGGGCACGUCUGCAAAGCUGAACCGCAGGGAAAACCCCGCUGUGUCUGCCAAGACCCGGUGACUUGUCCUCCGGCAAAACCCCUUGACCAGGCUUGUGGCACCGACAACCAGACCUACGCGAGCUCCUGUCAUCUGUUUGCUACUAAGUGCAGACUGGAAGGGACCAAAAAGGGACACCAACUGCAGCUGGAUUAUUUUGGGGCCUGCAAAUCUAUUCCUGUGUGUACGGACUUUGAAGUGGCUCAGUUUCCUCUACGGAUGAGAGACUGGCUCAAGAAUAUCCUUAUGCAGCUUUAUGAACCUAACCCUAAACAUGCUGGGUAUCUAAAUGAGAAGCAGAGAAAUAAGGUAAAGAAGAUCUACCUGGAUGAGAAGAGGCUUUUAGCUGGGGACCACCCCAUUGAACUUCUCUUAAGGGACUUUAAGAAAAACUACCAUAUGUAUGUCUACCCUGUACACUGGCAGUUCAAUGAACUUGACCGGCACCCUAUGGACAGGGUCCUGACACAUUCCGAGCUUGCUCCUCUGCGCGCUUCUCUGGUGCCCAUGGAGCACUGCAUCACCCGCUUCUUUGAGGAGUGUGACCCUAACAAGGACAAGCACAUCACCUUGAAGGAGUGGGGCCACUGCUUUGGAAUUAAAGAAGAAGACAUAGACGAAAAUCUCCUGUUUUGAAUUAAGAUUGAAAGAACUCAAACUUUCAAGCAUCUUCCUCUGUUCUAACCACUUAUAAAAUAUAUACAACCACGACACUGGUAGGCAUAUAUAGCAAAAUGUUUGCAUGUAUGAGAAGAAAAUGAGAGUAAUUGCUUAGUGACAAUAUAUAAGUAUAAGGCAUUUAAUACUAACUUAGGAAAUAAAACUUUAAGUCAAUAUAUACAACAGAUUGUACACUGCUUAUGAACAACUUAACUCAUAGUAAUCUCACUCUUUGUAUCAACUUGUAAGAUAAUUA
Molecule: messenger RNA, 2657 nt
Organism: Octodon degus (degu)
Lineage: Eukaryota; Metazoa; Chordata; Mammalia; Rodentia; Octodontidae
Gene: Sparcl1
Product: SPARC like 1
Exons: 11
Coding region: 440-2377 (645 amino acids)
Biological process (GO): signal transduction; anatomical structure development
Molecular function (GO): protein binding; calcium ion binding; extracellular matrix binding
Source: RefSeq, a predicted model, not a curated record